Molecule: messenger RNA, 630 nt
Organism: Trichoplax adhaerens
Lineage: Eukaryota; Metazoa; Placozoa; Uniplacotomia; Trichoplacea; Trichoplacidae
Exons: 1
Coding region: 1-630 (209 amino acids)
Source: RefSeq, a predicted model, not a curated record
AUGGCGUCUAAAGAUGUUGAUGAUAACAAUUUGAAGAAAAUAGGUUUAGACUCAGUUGGAAAGAAAAGUUUAAAUUGUGCAGAAAAGCAAUUAAGUUGGAGGGCUAAACAUGACAAAAGUUCUUCUCAUCCUCAUGCCUACAAUUGGAAUAGCUAUAGAACAAAUUAUGUUGAUAAUUACCAAAGUAGACUUAAUAAGCGAACUAGUGAUCUUGAAGCUCUGAAUGUAAAAAGCAACAACAAACAUCAGCCUUUACCGAAAGACGGUGAUCAAGUUAAUCAUUUACAAAUUUGGAAGUUCUUAUUAAUAAGAGGUUCAAUUGAUGACGACCAAUUGGUGCAAAUUAAGGAAGACAACAAUUUCAUCCGUCGUUAUGAGUGUGAUACCCAUAAGCAAUUUUAUACACCUUAUCUAAAACACACUGUGGAUACUAGCCAAGUUGACAUUAACGAUUUAACACUUAUAUUGCAGCACUGGAUAAAUGAUGUUAUGAAUAAGCAGAUUGAUUCUGUAGCUAUGGAAAACUUAUUUGCAACUAUCCGAUACGGUUAUAUUUUAGUAACCGGUUUAGAUUUGCGUCAAAAGAGAAUGCCCAUCCAUAAGUUUAAAACUUUUGUUAACGGAUUUUAG